Messenger RNA from Sus scrofa (pig), 2592 nucleotides. NCBI's taxonomy places the organism in Eukaryota, Metazoa, Chordata, Mammalia, Artiodactyla, Suidae. The record is from RefSeq and is a predicted model, not a curated record.
GUUCCCGGAAGUGGUGGCGCGGUCAGCUGCAGCUUGCAUAACCGCGGAGGGCUGGCGCCCAGUCGGCUGUGUUCGCCAACGCUAUGAGUUCCUUCGAGGGCCAGAUGGCGGAGUACCCAACUAUCUCCAUAGACCGUUUCGACCGGGAGAAUCUGAGGGCUCGCGCUUAUUUCCUGUCCCACUGCCACAAGGAUCACAUGAAAGGAUUAAGAGCCUCUACCUUGAAAAGAAGGUUGGAGUGCAGCUUGAAGGUCUCCUUAUACUGUUCACCUGUUACUAGAGAAUUGUUAUUAACCAACCCGAGGUACAGAUUUUGGGAGAAACGAAUUGUGUCAAUUGAAGUUGAAACUCCUACCCAGAUAUCUUUAAUUGAUGAAGCAUCAGGCGAGAAGGAAGAAAUUGUUGUGACUCUCUUACCAGCUGGUCAUUGCCCAGGAUCAGUUAUGUUCUUAUUUCAGGGCAACAAUGGAACUGUCUUGUAUACAGGAGACUUCCGAUUGGCAAAAGGAGAAGCUGCCAGAAUGGAGCUUCUGCACUCGGGGGGCAGUGUGAAAGACAUCCAGAGUGUGUACUUAGACACCACUUUCUGCCAUCCAAAGUAUUACCAAAUUCCCAGUCGGGAGGAGUGUCUGAGAGGGAUCUUGGAGCUGGUCCGCAGCUGGAUCACACGGAGCCCCUACCACGUGGUGUGGCUGAACUGCAAAGCGGCCUAUGGGUACGAGUACCUGUUCACCAACCUCAGCGAGGAGUUCGGAGUCCAGGUUCACGUGAAUAAACUGGACAUGUUUCGAAACAUGCCUGACAUCCUUCAUCAUCUCACAACAGACCGUGGCACUCAGAUCCAUGCCUGUCGGCAUCCAAAGGCAGAGGAAUAUUUUCAUUGGAAUAAAUUACCCUGUGGAAUAACAUCCAAAAAUAGAAUUCCACUCCACAUAAUCAGUAUUAAGCCCUCCACUAUGUGGUUUGGAGAAAGAACUAGAAAAACCAAUGUUAUUGUGAGAACUGGAGAGAGUUCGUACAGAGCCUGCUUUUCUUUUCACUCCUCCUACAGUGAGAUUAAAGAUUUCUUGAGCUACAUUAGUCCUGUGAAUGUAUAUCCAAAUGUCAUUCCACUGGGCACAACUCUGGAGAAAGUUAAAGAAAUCUUAAAGCCUUUAUGCCGAUCUUCGCAAAAUAUCGAGCCAAAGUAUAAACCACUUGGAAAAUUGAAGAGAGCUAGAAUAAUCCAUCUAGACUCAGAGGAGGAGGAGGAGGAGGACGAUGACGAUCUCUUUGAUGAUCCUCUGCCAGUACCUUUAAGGCACAAGGUUCCAAAUCAGCAGACUCUUCACUCUGAGGUACUUCCCAUGACUGCUCUACCACAAGACCAGCCUGAAAAACAGACAGAAAGCACAGAAUGCUUCAAAGCAGAGAGUAUGCCAACAUGUCUCUGGGCAAACUUCGUAGAUUGUGAAGAAUCCAAUAGUGAAAGUGAAGAAUUAGAAAUCACGGCUCCAGCUCAAGGAGACACGAGUCCUGUCCCCCAUCACCAGCAGAAGGCUGAAGGGGAAGUACCACAGUGGGAAGUGUUCUUUAAAAGAAAUGAUGAAAUCACAGAUGACUGUUUGGAAAACCUUCCGUCCUCCACAGAGGCAGGGGGCUCUCAGUCCCCAAAGCUUUUCAGUGACUCUGAUGGGGAAUCAACUCACAUUUCUUCCCAGACUUCUUCUCAGUCAACACACAUAUCAGAACAAGGAAGUCAAGGCUGGGACAGCCAAUCAGACACUGUUUUGUUAUCUUCCCAAGAGAGAAAAAGUGGGGAUAUUACCUCCUUGAACAAAGGUGGCUCUAGACCAGAAAUCAAAGAGAAUAUUCCCAUCCUUCAGAUGGAACAAAAUGUAUUUUGCCCGAAGGAUACUUACUCUGAUUUGAAAGGCAGAGAUCAAGAUAUAAACACACUUCCCAGUGCUAGAGAAACAACUACUCUGAGCAGUGGGAAACACAUGCCUCAGGAGAAAAGGCCGCUAAACUGUAACAGUAACACAGAUUCACAAGGCUCCUCUGACUUUGAAAUUCCCUCCACUCCAGAAGCUGAGCUACCUCAACAAGAGCAUCUGCAAUAUUUAUACAAGAAGUUGGCAGGAGGAGAGGGUAUAGUAAUUGAAAAAAGGAAAAGCGCACGUCAUUCUAGAGCAACCACUAAAAAACCUACACAAACAGGUAAUAGUCAGACUCCUAAUAGAUGAGUUCAAAUGGAGUACUUAAAAAUGUUCAUAUAACCUAAAAGGCAGCUCUAAAAGGGGAAACAAUAGGACCAAAAAAUACAAAGAAAACAAGAAUGGGAGAACUCAGUACAAACAUAUCAGUAAUUACAUCAAAUGAAAAUAGGGGAAAAACCAUAAGCCAACUAUAUAUUGUCUAUAGGAAACUGGCUUCAAGACUUGGGCAGGUUUACUGGUGAAAGGAUGGAAACCUUCACCACAUAAUAAACAUGAAAGAUGGAGGGGCUAUAUUACUAGUGAUAAAAGGUCCAGUUCACUGAGACAUAAACCCAAAUGAGUAUGUACUGGACAACAGCCACACAUACAGAGCAAAAACAACUGAAAGGAGAAA